Molecule: messenger RNA, 1800 nt
Organism: Crotalus tigris (Tiger rattlesnake)
Lineage: Eukaryota; Metazoa; Chordata; Lepidosauria; Squamata; Viperidae
Gene: SERPINE1
Product: serpin family E member 1
Exons: 9
Coding region: 145-1347 (400 amino acids)
Biological process (GO): negative regulation of plasminogen activation; negative regulation of vascular wound healing; negative regulation of endopeptidase activity
Molecular function (GO): serine-type endopeptidase inhibitor activity
Source: RefSeq, a predicted model, not a curated record
GCGCUUAGCCCGGCGGGGGCGGGGGGAGGGGCGGCGCCCGCCGCUGACUUCCUCCCGGCUUCCUGGCAGGCGGGCGCAGCGCAUAAAAAGCCAAGCGGGAGCGCACCGGCACCGAGCCCAGACACGGCCGUCCCGAGAGCCGAGAUGGAGCUGUGGUCCCUCCUGUCCUUGGCCUGCCUGGCCCUUUCGCGUGCCGCGCCCGCCCCUUCUGGCCACCAGGUGGCCCGGAUGGCCCAGCUCUCCGCGGACUUCGGCCUCCGGGUGUUUCGGGAAGCGUCCAAGGCCUCCAAAGACCAGAACCUGGCUUUCUCCCCCCACGGCGUGGCUUCCGUGGUGGCCAUGCUCCAGGUGGCCUCGGAGGGAAACACCCGGCGCCAGAUCAAGGAUGCCAUGAGGUUCAGCCUGAAAGAAUGGGGCAUCCCACGAGCCCUACGACUGCUGCAGAAGACCCUGAGCGACCCCCGGAGCAAAGACAUGGUGGAGAUGGCAGACGCCCUUUUUGUGCAGCGCGAUCUGCCACUGGUGCCCACCUUCAUGCUGCGCUUCCAACGUAUUUUUCACCAGAUGGUCAAGCAGGUGGACUUCUCAGAGACUGCCCGCGCGCGUGACAUUGUCAAUGCCUGGGUAAAGCAGCACACCAAUGGGAUGAUCCAGGGUUUCCUGCAGGAGGGCGCCCUGGGUGCCAUGACACGCCUGGUGCUGGUGAACGCCAUCCACUUCAAAGGCCUCUGGCGACUUCCCUUCCCGGAGGCCGCCACUCGCCAGCGCAUCUUCCACAAGCUGGACGGUAGCACCGUUGCGGUCCCCAUGAUGGAGCAAACGGCCGAAUUCCACUAUGGCGAGUUCUCCCUCCCGGAGCAGGGGAGCUAUGAUGUCAUCGAACUGCCCUACCAGGGGGAGACGCUGAGCCUGCUCAUCGCCACCCCUUUCCAGCUGAACGCCCCCCUCUCGGCCCUGGCGGCUGCCAUCGACACCCGGCUCAUUGCGGAGUGGAAGGGCAACAUGUCCGCCGUGACACGGCUCCUCGUCUUACCCAAGUUCUCUCUGGAGAGCGAAGUUGACCUCCGCGGGCCGCUGGAAGCCCUGGGCAUGACGGACAUGUUUGACUGCCAGAAGGCCAACUUCAGCCGCCUCUCAGUGCGGGAUGCCCUCUUUGUGUCUCAGGCGCUUCAGAAAGUGAAGAUGGACGUGAAUGAGAGUGGUACCAAGGCUGCUUCUGCCACAGCUGCCGUCGUCUAUGCCCGGAUGGCGCCCUUGGAGAUCGUGCUGGACCGGCCUUUCCUCUUUGUUGUGCGGCACAACCCAACCGGCAGCGUCCUCUUCACAGGGCAGGUGAUGGAGCCCUGAGCGCCCCUGCCCUGCUGGCGCCCGACAUCCCUUUGAAGCGAAGGAGGGCCUUUCUUUGCCUGCCCAGGGAGGCUCCACGCCAGCAGGAUGAUUCCCCCACCACCCUCUUCGUGGAAGCCGCUUCUGCUGGGCCGUCUCCCUCACCUGCCCCGCCGCUCUUGGCAUCCAGGGCACCAGCGCGAGAACCGGGCACCCAGCGAGUCGCCACGGGCAGACGAAGGUCCAGGCAGGAGGAGGCCCCGAGGCGCAGGGGAGCUCUGCCAGCCGCUGUCCUGGGGAGAGGAGGAUGCCAGCCUCGCCCGGGCACGGCCGUUCACGGUCCCUCCUCCUCCUCCUCUUCCGGAACAAGAGCCGUCUGGACUGCAGCACUUUGGGACUAAAAAGAAAGACUUAAUAUAUGCAGAUAUUUUGUUUUAUUUUUGCACAUAAAAAUACACCGCGAUGGGCAACCGA